Messenger RNA from Pocillopora damicornis (cauliflower coral), 1140 nucleotides. Its product is annotated as collagen alpha-1(XIV) chain. The record is from RefSeq and is a predicted model, not a curated record. Lineage: Eukaryota; Metazoa; Cnidaria; Anthozoa; Scleractinia; Pocilloporidae.
GCUAAUCUCUUCGCAACGAACUGUUCCAACAAUGGCGCCAGUGUUUUACCGAUUAAUGAUGAUCGUCAUCCUCGCCUUUUUAACUGAUCAAUGUCGUGGUAGGAACCCAUUUUGGUUCAGACCCACUCCAAAGCGUGAUCAACAGUAUUAUCAGUCAUUUCAACACGUGCCGACUGAAAAUGAGACCGCAACGAAAUUGGUCACCAAUUUCUUUCGCAUACCCCUCUCGUACUUGUCUCAGAUUGGACGGAGCAAGAGGCAGGUCACACAGGAAGAUAUUGUGGUGAUUCUGGAUCGUUCAGGUUCGAUUGGGGACUGUAACUACGAAAAAGCAAAGGAAGCCUUGAAGACCAUGCUUGACAUUGCGUCAGAAAUAGGAUAUGACAACAGAUAUGCAGCAGUGACAUUUGCAAGCCAUGCCACGACCGAUUUUACUUUUGUUGCUAAUCCGGACGCAGGAAUUAAGAUAAAGAACCUUCCCUAUAUCCGUGGGGCAACCAACACUCAGGCUGCAUUACAAGAAGCAAAAAGGGUUUUUGAAGAUCCUUCUUCAGGGAAACGUCCGGGUGUUAAAAAGAUUGCUUUCCUUAUCACCGAUGGGCAUUCAAACGUUGAUCCCUGGAAGACCAUACCAAAUGCUAACUUAUUGAGAGCUAGUGGUGUGGAGAUUUUUGUCGUUGCUGUUGGAGAUUACAAAUCAGGAAUCAGUGAAAUCGUGGAAAUAGCUUCGCCAGACCGUAAAUACCACGUGUUCCGCGUCGCUGACAUGAAUGGCUUCCUGGAUGUUACAAAUUUGGCUUUUAAGUUAGUUGCUCCCAAGAAAUAUGCAGCUUUAACUCCUCAUAAGAAACUUUGUUAAAACGAUAAAUAUCAAACUUGCCUUCUAUUUUAAGUCGUAGUUUCAAAGGAACAGUAAUUCAAUAUAACUUAUUUUAGCAUUUAAGUAAUUAGUUUAUUAUUUCCCUCAAGUUUGAAUAUCACAUUGUAAUGGAUCCAAAGUCAAGUAGGAAUCGUAGGAAACGUUUUCAACCUUUAAAAUAGAGGAUUUUGUGAGUUCGUUUUGUUUAAUAUUGAUUGAAAGAAGAGCUCUAUUGCUUUCAUAGUAAGUUUGGUUAACAAAGGAAUGUAAUAAACGAAGGC